Messenger RNA from Trichoplax adhaerens, 510 nucleotides. RefSeq lists its product as hypothetical. The coding region runs from base 26 to 439 and encodes 137 amino acids. The transcript has 4 exons. The record is from RefSeq and is a predicted model, not a curated record. NCBI's taxonomy places the organism in Eukaryota, Metazoa, Placozoa, Uniplacotomia, Trichoplacea, Trichoplacidae. Gene Ontology annotation, cellular component: cytosolic large ribosomal subunit; ribosome. Gene Ontology annotation, molecular function: RNA binding; structural constituent of ribosome. Gene Ontology annotation, biological process: translation; ribosomal large subunit biogenesis.
CUUUCUCUUUUCCAACUCAGCGAAAAUGGUUUUUACGCGAUUUGUGGAAAUCGGUCGUGUUGUACUGGUCAACACUGGCCCAGACGCUGGUAAACUAUGUGUUAUAGUUGAUGUAAUCGACCAAAGAAGGGCUUUGGUAGAUGGACCAUCUACGAAUGUCAAACGACAAGCCAUGAACUUUUCAAACAUGUCAUUGACCACAUUCGUUCUACCUAAGUUAGCUCACUCUGUUCAUUCCAAGAAAGUGAGACAAGCUUUCGAUUCUGAGAAAAUUCUGGAAAAGUGGAAUGAAACUGCUUGGGCUAAGAAGCUUCGGACACGAACUGUUAGAAGAAAUCUGACCGAUUUUGAUCGAUUUAAAGUCAAGAGAGCUAAACAAAAGAAAGCCAGGCUAAUUAACGGCGAAGUGAAAAAACGUAGACGCGCAUCAAAGCAAUAAAGAUAUUGUUUGUUGUAUAUUAGAUUUGUCAAAUGUUAUAAUCAAAUAAAAACUUUCGUUCGUGUCUUCUG